Xyrauchen texanus (razorback sucker) is the source of this 1230-nucleotide messenger RNA. Its product is annotated as junctional adhesion molecule-like. Lineage: Eukaryota; Metazoa; Chordata; Actinopteri; Cypriniformes; Catostomidae. The coding region runs from base 1 to 1230 and encodes 409 amino acids. The transcript is spliced from 8 exons. Gene Ontology annotation, biological process: cell surface receptor signaling pathway; T cell costimulation; immune response. The record is from RefSeq and is a predicted model, not a curated record. Gene Ontology annotation, cellular component: external side of plasma membrane.
AUGGCUGAGCUGAAGCUGUUCUGCAUUACAGUGAAAGGUCUCUCUGAUCCUUUGGUUGUUCCUCUGGGAGGUUCAGUGGUUUUGCCUUGUUAUGUCGACAAACCCUUAAGAAUGGAGGAUCUGGAGGUGGAAUGGAGAAGAUCAGACUCAGAGACUCUGAUUCAUCUGUAUCAAGAUGGUGAGAGUCGACCAGAGGUCCAGCAGCAGGAUUAUCAUGAUAGAGCUCAUUUCUUUACUGACCAGAUUCAACAUGGAAACUUCUCCCUCCUGUUGAACAAUGUGACAGCUGAAGAUGAGGGAAAGUACAGAUGUAAAGUUUUCAGUGGGCAGGAUUCUGGUGAAACUGUGGUCGAAAUAAAACAUGUUGAGCGUUUGAUAGUCUCGGGAUCAGAUCACUCCAUAUCUGCUUAUCGCGGUGAAGACGUCACUCUGAACUGCUCUGUGGACUCUCACAUCACACCUGAAGAGAUUGAAGAGCUUUCAUGGAAGAAAACAGAUAAAGAUGGAGAUACUCUGGUCCUGCUCUACCAAAACAAUGAACCUUUACCCGAAUCAUCACAUGAGCAAUACAUAGACAGAGUUGAGUUCUUCACUGAUGAAAUCUCCAAAGGAAACUUCUCUCUCAGACUGAAGAGUGUCAGAACUGAAGAUAAAGGAGUUUAUAUGUGUCAAGUGUUUGCUGGAGGAGUUUCAGCCAACACAACUGUAGAACUGGAACAACUGGGUUUGUCUGUUUUACACAUAAUGGUGUUGAUUCUCUGUAUCACUGCUGCUGGAGCUGCACUUGUGCUCUGUUUAAUCUACUUCACAUCACAGAAAAAAGAUUCAGUCCUCCGUCUUCAUGUGUUUCUGGCCUUCUGUCCAAAUAUCAUCAUGUUUUGUGCUUUUGUCCUCUGGGGUGUUUCUGAAGGAUCUGUGAAUGAGACAGUCUUGUGUUGUGUUCUUUAUUUACUGAGACCUCUAAUGUUGCUCUGGGCCAAUCCAGAUAUUAAAGUCUUCACAGGGAAAAUUUACACAUUUAUUAAUGAUUGGAGUUAUGAUUCAGAAUAUUUUAUAUUCUCAACUGUUGUUUAUUCAGUCACUUCAUCAGUUGUUGAACUGAUGCUGGAGAUUCGACGGCAUCUUCAUCACACACAAUCACGUCACACGAUCUGUUCAUUGUUUGUGAGAUCACAGAUUGGGGUGAAACUGUCGUGUCUGUGUUGUGAUUUCUGCUCGUACAGCAGCUGA